This is a messenger RNA of Umbelopsis ramanniana AG, 2060 nucleotides long. RefSeq lists its product as uncharacterized. Lineage: Eukaryota; Fungi; Mucoromycota; Umbelopsidomycetes; Umbelopsidales; Umbelopsidaceae. Gene Ontology annotation, molecular function: protein binding. The coding region runs from base 36 to 2009 and encodes 657 amino acids. The record is from RefSeq and is a predicted model, not a curated record. The transcript is spliced from 2 exons.
GGAAAAUUUACUAGCUCACCGACGCCUAAGCAAUUAUGAGCGGCAGGAAUUUCCAUCGAAAUCAUCAGCCAUCUAGCAAUGCAUUCAACCCUGAGCGUCUCGGCUCUGAUCGGAAUAGGCGAAACUACAACGGAGGAGGAAGAACAAUAGCCAGAGAUCGAAACUUGCAGAACGACCGACAGAUUACGUUUUUAGACUCAUCACAAAUGGAGCACACUAAUGACCAAAGCGGAGAACAACGCUCUCGUUCACAUAAUUCACCACCUCCUCAGCGCGGACGACCAGACCGGACGCCUAAUCCACAAUCUUAUAGAAGUUCUAACGGUCAUCCGCGCUCAGAUCCACCAUCUCAAAGUGGAGUGGACAGUAGAAACUUCCACAGAAGCAAUUCUCACAGGUCACCAGAACGGUCAAUUGCUCAGCGCGAUAGAAAGCCCAUAAUUACCGAAAGAUCAAAUAAUGUGGCACAAAGGUUACCUCCCACUCCAUCUUCGCGGCAAAGUGACCGAAACGAUGUCCGCUACAACAGACAGGGACCAUAUUCUAGGUCUGAUAAUUCAAAUAGACGCUGGGAACGACCUUCUGCCAGAGAUGAAGCAGUAAGAAACACGUCGCCACCCCGGCGUAAUGAGAAUGCGCGACAAGACUCACGGACAUCAUCUUCGCAGAGCAGCAGGGGAAGCCACACUGAGGAUCGGUCGAACCGAGAUGGAAAUACUACUGCCGAAGGUUCCGAAUCAAGGCAUGCUCGGAAGGAUCCGCCGGUCCAAUCUUCUUGUGAUACACAGUCGAGGGAGAUCACAACAAAGGAAGAACACUCUUCUCUUUCUCAAAUAGAUACGCUUAGCUUCAUUACUAGCAAAGAUAUAGAUCAAGAUGACCUUGAUUUCGAAGGCUAUGAUGAUGUGGUAACGGAUGCCGAUCUACCCCAGCCGGAUGCUACUCAACCAGAGCAGAGAGAUAACAAUAGUUUGGACCUGAACGAUGCGUCGGAUAGUACUGGACGUUCACACAGGGAAGAAUCAACUACAAAAUCAACCGCCUCAACGCGAAAGGAACCGGAACAUAGUGGACCUCAGAGUCCCCAUAACAUUGAGGACAGAAAUCAACCAGUUGUGAGUCCUAACAACAGUGUAAGAGGAAAUCAAAAGGCAUCGUCCAAUGUAGACAGAGAACCGCCUCCACCAUGGAAAAAACACUAUUCUAGGCGAGACGGCCGAGUAUAUUAUCAUAACGAGGAGACUGAUAUAAGUGAUAGGAAGAGGAAAGCAGAAGAUGAACGCGACCGAUCUACGUCCAACCAUCGUGGCCCAUCAUCUCGGUCAGGGCAUCAAUCAAAUGGACCAUCAGGCAAGGGGAAAGCACGUGAGAGCGAUCCUCCGAUCACUAUGCCAGAUGAAAAGCGACCAAAGCACGAUUAUAAUGACAGCAAGAGCAGAAAUGAUCACCAUGAAUCACGCCAUCGAUUCCCCGAACCCCAAUCUCGACCUAACAUUCCAAUGCCUCUAGUAUCGCAAGAGGAACUUUUUAGUCAACAAGGGUUUGAUAGAAGAUCGAAUCGCCCAUCUUUUCCCGUGCGUGGUUCAAGACCCAUGGAGCCAACUGUUCGUCGAAGGCCAAGGGAUUCUCCUCCACCUGUUCCUUUACCAUUGGACCGUGUACCAAAUAGGCCACGAUCUCCACCCAGGAGAGGCCGGCCUUCUGAAGACAUUAGCCGUCCAGAUGAUCCUCGCCGUCGCCGAGAUAAUCAUCCGAUACCCGCUCGAUAUCCCCGCCGCCCAGUGGAUAAUCCAAACGAUGUACCGUUGCCACCUAGGGACCGUUCUACACGUCCAUCGCAACCAUCCAGCAGCAAUAAUACUUCUCAGGAUACUAGGCAAUAUAGAGAUAGUAAUCGGCCACUUAAUAGGCGUGAUGAUGUGAUCACCAACUCUAGGGCUGAACGUAAUGGUAAUCAUAAGGAUAAUGAACCAGUUCCCUAUCAUCAAAGUCGUCACCGACAAGGAUAGCCAAAGCAAUAAAUUGUACAGUAUGAUCCUUAUAACAUUCCCCAUUUACAC